AACGAGGAAAGAAAUCCAACACAACAGAUACCAUAACUUGAAGAAUGCAGUGGGUUUGCCAGAGAGUUGGCACUUGUUCCUCAUGUUUGGAGAGACAACUGAAGGGCUUGCUGGGCUUGGUGAAAUGUCAGAGAAGGCUGGUUCCUGCUUGUGUCAGAACUAUUUACAGUGAGACAGGAAAAUGGGAGAAAAGCUAUGGGUUGGAGACAAGAAAAAGAGUUGAAAACUGGUGGCUGCCAAGAAUAAAGGAUCAGUUCUCCAGAAUUUCAGAAAGUGAUAAAUCAAGACCAAAAUUUUACGUGCUUUCUAUGUUCCCGUAUCCUUCUGGAAAGCUUCACAUGGGCCAUGUUCGUGUCUACACCAUCAGUGAUGCAGUAGCUCGGUUCCAGAAAAUGAGAGGAAUGCAGGUGAUAAAUCCAAUGGGAUGGGAUGCAUUUGGUUUACCAGCAGAAAAUGCUGCAGUUGAACAUGGGCUUCACCCUGCAAGCUGGACACAAAGUAAUAUUCAACACAUGAGGGAACAGUUUGAUGCACUAGGGCUGUCUUUUACAUGGGAAAGGGAAAUAACUACUUGCUUACCAGAGUACUACAAAUGGACACAGUACCUCUUUCUUAAGCUGUUUGAAGCUGGGAUAGUGUAUCAAAAAGAGGCCUUGGUUAACUGGGAUCCAGUGGAUCAGACUGUUCUAGCUAACGAGCAGGUGGAUGACAAUGGUUGCUCCUGGCGUUCAGGAGCAAAAGUGGAACAGAAAUACCUCAAGCAGUGGUUUAUCAAAACUACUGCUUAUGCAAAGGCUAUGUCUGAUGCUUUGUCUGAUCUCCCCGAGUGGUAUGGUAUAAAGGAAAUGCAAGCAAAUUGGAUAGGUGACUGCACUGGCUGCUACCUCGACUUCUUGCUGAAGGUUAAUGGUGAAGUAGUAGGAGAAAAGCUUGCAGCUUACACCUAUACGCCUGAAGCCAUUUAUGGAGCUUCCCAUAUAUAUAUCUCACAGACUCACAGACUGCUGCAUGGGAACAGCGAUCUCAAAGAAGUCUUCCAGAAGGAUUUGAUCCCUGGGAAAGACUCACUCACGUCUGUGACAGCUGUGAAUUUGCUUACAGAGCAGGAGAUUCCUGUAGUCAUCUCAGCAAAUACGAGUUUUGAGAAUUACCUUGAUACUAAAAUAGCAAUUCCCAGUACUAGUGCAGAGGAUGCUGCAGUGGCCAAGGAUCUGGGCAUUUCCUUCACUGAAGUCAUUGAGACGCUGCCAGAUGGUUUGGAGAAAGUAAUUAAUUCUGCAGAGAUCACAGGCAUGACUCGGGAGGAGGCUUUCAAAGCUGUUACCCAGCUGGCCAAAAAUAAAAGCUUAGGAGGUGACCUAACAAGUGACAAAUUAAGAGACUGGUUAAUCUCUCGGCAGCGGUACUGGGGAACUCCUAUUCCUGUCAUUCACUGCCAGACCUGUGGCACUGUCCCUGUGCCUUAUGAAGACUUACCUGUGGUGCUGCCCAAUGUAAUCACCUUCACAGGCAAGGGAGCCUCACCUUUAGAAACAGCUCCGGAAUGGGUGAACUGCUCCUGCCCCAGGUGCAAGGCAGCAGCACGGCGAGAAGUGGAUACCAUGGAUACCUUCGUUGAUUCUGCUUGGUACUACCUGAGGUACACAGACCCACACAACAUGGACAGGCCCUUCAGCAGUGAUUUAGCAGACUACUGGCUGCCUGUGGAUCUGUACAUCGGGGGCAAGGAGCAUGCUGUUAUGCACCUGUUCUAUGCCAGGUUCUUCAGCCAUUUCUGCCACCAUCUAAAGAUGACAAAACACAGGGAGCCUUUCCACAAGCUCUUGGUUCAAGGUCUUAUCAAGAACCAGACAUUCAGACUACCUACAACAGGCCAGUGUGUGAAGAGAGAGGAGGUUGAUCUCACUGGAACUGAGGCAGUUCACCUGCAAACUGGUGAGAAGCUCCAAGUUUCUUGGGAAAAAAUGAGCAAAUCUAAGCACAAUGGCAUAGAUCCUCAAGAGUUUGUGAAAGAGUGUGGCAUCGACACCCUGCGUCUCUACGUGCUGUUUGCUGCUCCUCCAGAGCAAGAUAUUCUGUGGGAUACUAAAACUGAUGCUAUGCCAGGUGUUCAGAGAUGGCAGACACGCAUCUGGACACUUGUAACCAAACUGAUUGAAGCAAGGACAUCAGGAACCGUGCCCAAUCCUGAGCUGCUGAAAAAGAAAGAGAAGGAUGAAGCCAGAAAGAUCUGGGAGCAGAAGAAUCUGGUGAUUUCUGAGGUGACAGAGUACUUCACAAAGGAUCAUUUGUUCAACGCUGCCAUUUCCCGCCUGAUGAGCCUCACUAACGUGCUUCAGCAAGCUCCACAGCCUCUUAUUUUUCACAGCAGAGAAUUUGAAGAUAGUUUGGCUUCACUCUGCAUUAUGGUUGCACCUAUGGCUCCACACAUUGCAUCAGAGAUGUGGAAAGGCUUGGCACACAUGCAGAAUAAACUUUGUCCUCAUUAUCAGUGGGAUGCUGAUGUGCUGCAUCAGUCCUGGCCCAAAGUAGACUUGAAGUACCUUCAGCCAUCAGAUGUUGUGGAGAUGUCUGUUCUGAUUAAUAACAAAGCUUGUGGCAAGGUUCCUGUGCCUCAACAAGCAGCUCGCAAUUGUGACGAAGUCCACAAGCUCGUUCUUCAGAGUGAGCUUGGAGCCAAGCACCUCCAGGGACGCAUCAUCAAAAAGGCCUUUCUGUCUCCACGCACUGCCCUCAUUAACUUCUUGGUGCAGGAAUAGCAAAGCCUCUGCUGGGCUCUGGAAGGGAGCUGGAACCUUUCAAGAUGAAGCCAAGUCAAAAAUGCCAGAUAGGGCUAUUUAAAUCUGAUGUUAUUAAAUCAGGUUGCUGCUACGUCAUCGUUUUGACCUGGAGAAAUGUGCAGAAUUAAAGUUUCUUA
Molecule: messenger RNA, 2917 nt
Organism: Indicator indicator
Lineage: Eukaryota; Metazoa; Chordata; Aves; Piciformes; Indicatoridae
Gene: LARS2
Product: leucyl-tRNA synthetase 2, mitochondrial
Exons: 21
Coding region: 45-2759 (904 amino acids)
Biological process (GO): leucyl-tRNA aminoacylation; mitochondrial translation
Cellular component (GO): mitochondrion
Molecular function (GO): ATP binding; aminoacyl-tRNA deacylase activity; leucine-tRNA ligase activity
Source: RefSeq, a predicted model, not a curated record